Molecule: messenger RNA, 2631 nt
Organism: Penicillium griseofulvum
Lineage: Eukaryota; Fungi; Ascomycota; Eurotiomycetes; Eurotiales; Aspergillaceae
Exons: 10
Coding region: 1-2631 (876 amino acids)
Molecular function (GO): metal ion binding
Source: RefSeq, a predicted model, not a curated record
AUGCUGCAAAACACAAUUGAUCUGACCAAUGAUUAUCCUGAUUCAGACCCAAAUGUCACCAUUAACCCCCAAUUUCUAAAUUCCACCCCGCAGGCAUUCAGUCAACAGCAGUCGUCGUUGGCAAGCAACUUUCUUCAGGGAAUCCCUGCGGACUUCCAACGACAAGGGAGUGAACAGGCCAGGCUAUUUAAUUACUACCAGCAUGAUCUUUCGGUUCAGUCACAUAUGACACCAAAUGGCAAUCCAGUGCUUUCGCCUAGAGGAUUAUCAGUACCGGAAGUUGUAAUCACCAAUAAGAAAGGAGCUCAUAACAACCAGCAAACAAAGAAGACUGGCCAAACAAGAGCUGUGUCUAUUUCGGAAAGUGAAAGUUCGGAUGAAUCCGAUCUUGAGAUCGAAGCACCUGACGAGCCGUCUCCUAUCCCUGCGGUCCGCCCGACUGAGCCCGAGGCUGCAGCGCAAUAUGAUACCCUCCAAGCCGUGUGGUCACCAAGGAACAAAUGGCCUGGUACUGAUAAGAUCAAAAAUGCGAUGGUAGCCUACAAAGAUCUCGUUAAAUCAUUGAGAGACGCGUGGAAGGAACAAGUUCAGGCUAUGAAACUAGCUGAAAACCAAGACGACAACCAGAAAGCAACAAAACUGAAGGAAAAAGUUAUCUCACAACGUCGCACUAUGGAUAAAAUUGCGACCACAACACUGGAAAUGGGCCAUCCCAUUAUUGUUGAGAAGCUGGGAGAACACCCUAUGAUCGUGGCAGCUCUAUAUUCCUUCUUGGUCGACCGUUUCCAGGCAGCAGACUUUGCUGGGACUCUGACUAUCAAUUUGCUUACACUCUUCUCGCGUUUCUCAUCUUUGACAGAGGACCUGAUGCAGAAGACAAAUCUUUCCAAGUUGCUGCCCAAGUUCCUUAAGAAAGGGAGUCAGCAGGUUAAGGAUCUCACACAGAAGAUCCUUGAUAAUGCUGCGGCCUGUACGAAGCGUAAGCAGGAGAGUGAAAAGCCUGCCAAAGAAGAGUCGAAUCCAAAGGCCCUUUUAGCAGACCAGUCUAAAGGAGACGCUGGAGUGAAGCGACCCCGUGAAGCGGAUAGCAAUUUGCAACCUGGCGCAAAACGAAUGGCAGUUGCCAAUACCUUGAAGGAUGUUAAUAAACUUACAUCCGGCAAUGGACAGGCCAAGGGAGCACAAAGUAGUAAACCAACCGGCGCUGCAGUUCUGCGACCUAAACCCAAUAUCGUGGCUCCCAAGCCAACAAGUCUCUUUGGCACUUUAAGCUCAGCAUCAAAGAGACCCGGGACUACAAAUGCGGAUAGGGCUGCCGCCGCUGCAGCAGCAAAGCCAACGGCUGCUCCCGAAAAGGAAAAGGCAUCAGCCUUCAAACCAUCUUUCUCCUUUGGCGACAUUAUGGCCGACUUGAGCAAACCAAAGCAGGCACCAACCCCCAAGCCUGCCGAAGAUCAGCCCCCGGAGACUGAAGCGGAGCGCACAAAGAGGUUGCGUAAAGAGGAGCGCCGUAAACUUCGCGUGACCUGGAGGCCAGAUGAUACUCUCACCGAAGUUCGACUGUUCACCCACGAUCCCGAUGAAGAGUUAGGUCCCGGCGAUGGGUCAUUACGUUCACGUGGAGACGUUAAAGGCGAAGGUAGUGUUCUUAAGCUUCACAAAGAUAUGGACGAACUGGAAGAAGAAGACCUUGGUGGUAUUCGCGAGACUAUAUUCCAAGAUGGUUAUAUCCUUUCGAUGAUCGAUUUCGAUUUCGAGGAACCAAAAGACGGCAGUUUCGUCAAACGCGGUGGCCCCCAGCUGCCAACGAGUCCCGAGAGGGAGGCUCAGGAGCAUCGGGAAGCUACUACCCUUAUGGUCUUCUAUACUUCCCCCGCCGAUAUGCCUGACACGCCUAAGGAGCCACCGGCUCCCGACCCCGACGAGAUUGUUCCCGAGGUAUUGCCUUUCGGAGAAUUGCCCGACAUGGUCAAGGUCCGCCAGGAGCGAUACUACUCCUACAUGAAUCCGAAGCCUGCGCCCACCCAGCAACCGCAGCAACCUACUCCCGGGGACGGUGGAUUUGAUAUCUCUAAUUUGCUCAAGAUCAUCCAGGGUGUGCCUGGACAGGUGCAGCCAGUUCCACCGAUACAGGCAACCCAGCCCGGGGUUAUGCCUGAUCUCGAGAGGACUAUUAACAUGUUCCGUCAGCAACAACCUCAAUCCCAGAUUCCCCCGCCUCCACCAGUGCCUACUUCUCAGCCACAAGGCCUUGACUUCAACGCGAUCUUGAAUGUCAUGAAACAAAUGCAGACGCCGGCAGCAUACUCCCAGCCUCAGCAAUCGCAUCCAGCAAUGGCACCCAACCUUGGCGCCAUGUUCGCACAAUUCGGUGGGCAGAAUCAACAAGCUGGUGCUCUCCCAUUCCAACAGCACGGCCAUGAUUAUGAAGACCCAGAGCGCAAGCGAGGCCGCGAAGGCGGUUAUUAUGACGAUCAGUCUAACUCUGAAUCAUGGAGCCGCUCGAAACGGACAAGAGUUGGCGCCAACGAAGCUAAGCCUUAUAAGGUGGGACUCGUUGCUUGCAGAUUCUGGGCUGAGGGCAAGUGUCGCAAAGGCGACAACUGCACUUUCCGCCACGAUCCUCUCUAA